AUGUCAACCCCACCGAGAUCAAGCCGAAAGCGGGCUCCAAAAGAGACCCCUAACCCCCUAUCUGCUGGGCCAACCUUGGAGCCAGUUCUUUAUGCAGUGACUGAAGUGGUGGCGGUGGGUGAAGUGGUGGUUCUCCCGGUAUCCACAGAACCAUUGUCGCCUGUGGAUUUGACGACGGGGCCGAUGGACGCCGCGGAACCAAACCAUACCUCCGAGCUGCAGGAUUUGAAAUUACAGCUUGAAGCCCUCGCCUUGCAGCCCCUCGCUCUCCAAAGGAUAAGUCAACAUGCGAUUCUUGGGGCGGAAGAACGAGUUUUGAGCCUGCGGUACCUACAGGCACAAUGCCAUGGAAAGGCUCGCCUUCAGGCACAAGGUUAUACCGUCGGGAUCGUCGCAGAAGAUAAGAGGAAACGCCCAUCUAUUCCGAACGCACUCUUCCGUCACACGCCUGUAGCUCACGCGGGCAAAGGAACAGAGAGAAAAGCGGUUGUUCUCGAUUGUGAGAUGGUACAAGUCGCCAACGGGCGUCGGGAACUCGCUUAUGUGACCGCUGUCGACUUUCUCUCGGGCGAAGUGCUCUUGGACCACUAUGUGCAACCAACCGCCAAGGUUGUCCACUGGGACUCUCGAUACAGCGGUGUGACUUGUAGUGCCAUGAACAAGGCAGUCCGGAAUGGACAAGCAUUGCUUGGGUACUCCAAAGCGCGCGAGAUGUUAUGGAGAUUCGUGGAUACUGAAACAGUGCUGAUCGGCCAUUCCCUGAACAACGAUCUCGACGUCUUGGGCAUCAUACACCCCAAAAUCGUCGACACUUCUAUCCUCACCAGCGAGGCUGUCUUCAAUGAUUUACUUCCGGGCCAGGCCCUGUCGCGCACAUGGAGCUUGAAAACUCUCACCAAGGAGCUGGCUGGUUAUGAUAUCCAGGCCGGGAAACAAGGUCACAGUGCCUUUGAAGACACCAUGGCCACGCGCGAUAUCUUGAUUUGGUGUAUCAGGAAUCAGAAAUUGUGGGAUAUGUGGUCAGCGGAAGUUCGGGGCCAGGAGAAGAUUCGUGCUCUGGAACGGGAGAUCGCGAAGCUCCAGGCAAAGCUGGAGCAAGAGAAGAAGAACCAGGAAGAGUCAAGGAAGGAGAGGCAUAAGGAGAAACUGGAAUUCUUGAAACUUGCAGCCGGGCUCUCAUGA
Penicillium arizonense is the source of this 1182-nucleotide messenger RNA. RefSeq names its product 3'-5' exonuclease. Gene Ontology annotation, cellular component: nucleus. Lineage: Eukaryota; Fungi; Ascomycota; Eurotiomycetes; Eurotiales; Aspergillaceae. The record is from RefSeq and is a predicted model, not a curated record. Gene Ontology annotation, molecular function: nucleic acid binding; exonuclease activity. Gene Ontology annotation, biological process: ribosomal large subunit assembly; rRNA processing. The coding region runs from base 1 to 1182 and encodes 393 amino acids. The transcript has a single exon.